Molecule: messenger RNA, 1173 nt
Organism: Schistosoma spindalis
Lineage: Eukaryota; Metazoa; Platyhelminthes; Trematoda; Strigeidida; Schistosomatidae
Source: the annotation of a GenBank genome assembly
AUGGAACCAAUGAAUUUUUUCCCAGGAACAAGCGAUAUGACGGUUACAGAUGUUUUACCAGCACAUGUUGAUGUAUGCCCCCAGAAUGUCGAAAAGUCCAUUGUGAGUUGUCAAAUCGGUAAUGUGCUUUACAGUAGCAAGUUAAAGUCUCCUUUGAGGGAUUCUAAUUAUGCUACUAUAAUUUACAACAAACGAACAAAAAGCGUUGAAGUUAUUCACAAAAAGCCGGAGUUCCUUGAGCCUUGUUUUGAUGAUGACGUAAUUGAAGUCCCAAAUUCAGUGAAAGCUGAUAGAGCUACUCUCAUCAAUGCAUUCGGUUCUGUCAAGAAGCAACGUGCUUUACGUGAAAUGGAAAGAAAUCAAACUCAAAAGAAUUCAGUGACCAAUGCUCAGGUGAUCGAUCGAGCUAUGCAUGGCCAAACCAAAUUAAAAUAUGAUAACGAAACCAACUUGAAUAAUCCUAACAACGAAAUGGAUUGUUCUAACUCUCAAACUGAUGAACGUCUCCGCCUUCUUCCACCAAUAGUCUUGAAAGCUUCUUGUCCUGCGGAUGUUUAUCCUUAUGAAAAAUUAGUUCCUCCUAGAAUUUCAGAAGCUUUAAAUUCGGAGGUACAACGUAUUAUAUCUGUUGAUGUCAAUUCAGUUGAUACUCUAAUAAAUAGAAGUAUCUAUCCGCAGUGGAUAAGGAAUAAGCUGUAUAACUUGUGUACAACUAAGUCUGAAGGUUAUGUAAAACAUGUUACCGGUUUGGUGUUUCUCAGUCACAUGUUUGCUUUGUUUCAUUUGCCUAACCGAGAUCUGAUGCGCAAAGUUCCACUCCCAGAUACACCAAAUAUUGUUAACAAAUAUCUUCUUACUCAGUUUACAGCAUCAGUUAGUCGGAAUGGUAUGGGACGUCUAAAAGUACGCGCAAUGUCACCGAUGCUUCGUGAUAAAUUGAUUACGCACAUGUUAGUCCUGAUACUUCAUUGUGACAAUUUUAAGACGAUGGUUGAUAGUUUAACUGUAGACUUCAAAAUUGGACGUGAAAGAUUAACUCAAUUUUUCCAAUAUUUGGGAUGUAAAUGUUCAAAAGUUGAAAAUACUCAAAACAAAUCUGAAUUGAACAUGGUAGCUGAACUGGUGACGCCCGUAAGAUUACCGGAUCUCAAGUCAAACAGAGCACCACAUUGA